Tarenaya hassleriana is the source of this 1311-nucleotide messenger RNA. Its product is annotated as LEAF RUST 10 DISEASE-RESISTANCE LOCUS RECEPTOR-LIKE PROTEIN KINASE-like 2.5. Gene Ontology annotation, molecular function: protein kinase activity; ATP binding. Gene Ontology annotation, biological process: protein phosphorylation. Lineage: Eukaryota; Viridiplantae; Streptophyta; Magnoliopsida; Brassicales; Cleomaceae. The record is from RefSeq and is a predicted model, not a curated record.
AUGGAAGCAGUGAACGUCCAGACGCCGGAGAAGUUAGUGGAGGCUCUUGGUCAGGGUUUCGGGGUUACAUUGAACAACAGUGAUUGCUUACAGUGUGUAGAAUCUAAUGGCUUUUGCGGAUAUGAUUCCAACUCUGGAGGAUUCGUCUGUGUUUGUGAUGAUAAGCCAUACCUUCAUACUUGUCCAAGAACAUGUAAACCCAUUCUGAUGGAUCAUAAUCUUGUUAAAGAAAUUCAGUCAGCUUUCUAUAUUGACAAGAUUUAUUUGCUUGGGGGUUGCUGCAGGUACCAAGUUAAUGAAAACAGUUCUCAUAGAAAGGUAAGAAAAGAUCUGAGAAACAAUCUGAACCUGGAGGCCGUAAAUCAGAACCUCGAGCAGUUUAUAUCGUUGAAACGAUUUAGUUAUACGGAGAUAAAGGAAAUCACCAAGUCAUUCGAACUUGUCGUUGGAAGAGGCGGGUUUGGAACCGUAUAUAGAGGAAACCUUCCAAAUGGCCUUGCGGUUAAGGUCUUGAAGAACACAAAGGGAAAUGGCGAAGAAUUCGUCAACGAAGUCUCGAGCAUGAGCAAAACAUCUCACGUAAACGUCGUUUCUCUGCUCGGCUUCUGCUGCGAAAGGUCGAUGCAAGCGAUCAUAUACGAGUUCUUGGAAAACGGGUCCCUGGAUAGGUUUAUAUCGAGAAAAUCCCAGCCGAGUAUCGAUCUCAGAACACUGUAUGGGAUCGCGCUAGGAGUUGCUCAUGGUCUGGAGUACUUACACCAUGGAUGCGAGACAGGGAUUGUCCAUUUCGACAUAAAACCUCAGAACAUACUCCUGGGUGAGAAUCUCUGCCCGAAAGUUUCGGAUUUCAGGCUGGCAAAGCUCUGCGAGGAGAAAGAAAGCAUCUUGUCGCUACUAGACGCGAGAGGGACGAUAGGGUACAUUGCUCCAGAGGUUUUAUCGAGAAUUUACGGAGGAGUAUCUCACAAAUCGGAUGUUUACAGUUACGAAAUGCUGGUUCUUGAGAUGAUCGGUGCAAGAAACAGAGAGAGACCCGAAACUUGUGCGUCCAACACAAGUUCAAUGUACUUUCCGGAUUGGAUUUAGGAUCUCGAGAAAAGGAACUGUACGAGGUUUCUUGAGGGAGACAUAACCGAAGAGGAAGAGAUUGGGAAGAAGAUGAUACUUGUGGGUUUAUGGUGUGUUCAGUACUGUCCAUCAGAUCGGCCGCCGAUGAACAAAGUGGUGCAGAUGAUGGAAGGAAGUGUCGAUGCUAUUACAGUACCUCCUAAACCGGUUUCCCAGUUUCCUGGAGCUUCUUCUCUGACAUAA